GAGAGAGAGAGAGAGAGAGAGAGGAGAACAGAUGGGGUGCUGCGUGUGGGCGGGCUUUAGGACCCUGCAGGUGCGCCGUGUUGUGUGUUCAGUAAUGUGCAGUGCGGAUCCUCAUCCUCAGAGCGCGCGACCCUCCGCCUGACUUCCAGCCUCGCGCUUUCUCCGCCUUUCUUCCCUCCGCGCGGAGCCUCAGCAGCAGCAGCAGCAGCAGCAUCAUCACCACCGCAGCGUCGUCCUGCGAGCGAGUCCUGAGCGCGAGCCCUGAGCGCCUGACUGCCCGAGUGCCCGAGCGCCUGAGUGCCUGAGCGCGAGCCCCAGCCGCCGCCCCGCCGCCGCUCCCGCUGCUGAUGGCCUCGUCCGCGAGCGGCACGGAGGAGGCGCGCGGCGCGGCGUCCUCGUCGGCGCCCACGCCCCUCAAGCUGGUGGGCCUGGUGUGCGUGUUCCUGGCGCUGUGCCUGGACGUGGGCGCCGUGCUGAGCCCCGCGUGGGUCACCGCCGACCAGCAGUACUACCUGUCCCUGUGGGAGUCGUGCUCGAAGUUCGCCGGCGCGAGCGCGUGGCAGUGCACCGGCACGCUGAACACGGAUUGGCAGAUCGCCACGUUGGCGCUGUUACAUGGAGGAGCCUUCCUCAUCCUCACCUCCUUCAUGGUGGCCCUGGUCUCCGUGUGCACAUGUAGCAGGAGGCGUUUCUACAGACCCGUCGCCGUCAUGCUGUUCGCUGCAGUUGUCCUGCAGGCCUGUAGCUUGGUCCUGUUCCCCAUCAAGUUCAUCGAGACGAUCAGCUUGCGAAUAUACCAUGAGUUCAACUGGGGUUACGGCUUGGCUUGGGGCGCCACCAUCUUCUCGUUCGGGGGAGCCAUCCUGUACUGCCUGAACCCCAAGAACUACGACGACUACUACUGACCCCGCUGCACGACUCCGCCCACCCCCUUCACCCCUCCCCCCAACCGACACCUCUUCCCCACUCCCUCCGUACGAUGCUCUUUCGCAUUCCCUACAGCUCACGCACCGAACUUUUAUUUGCUUCCUGAGAAACAAAAAAACACGCAAACUGGGUGCAGAGCUCGUCCGAUUCCGGACCGACCAAUCUCACGUCUCACGCCAACAACCGCCCCGAGUUCUUCCAUUAUCAUCAUCCUUUUAGGUUCUUUAAAAUUCCUUUAUUAAAAUGUCACGCUAUUCUGUCUGUUCUCAUCUUUCCAUCACAUUUCCAACAUCACUGAUCCGUCUCUGAUCUUUAAGCAUCGGGCUCCGGAGAGAUCUCCGGAAACAGUCAUGUGCCGAUCCCUGCGGAGCGCUCCAUCUGGAGUGGGGUUUAGGAUCGGACCUGCUGCAUGCACACACACUUACACUCCACUUACACACACAUCACACAGAGUGUGUUAGGUUUCUGAAAUGAGAAAGCACAACAUAGAACAUAUGCUAACCUUAUUUCACACUAGCAAGUGACACGUUGCUCAUGGGGUUUCAGUGAGCUAUUUAUAGCUAUUACUGUUUAAACAUAUUAAACAACGCACUAAUCAGAGUGUUUCUUUGAUUUACACGUUGCUUCGUUUUUAGAUUAGAUUAGCAAACCAAACUAACUGUACUAGCGACGUACACUGGCCAGUACAUGCUCUGCUAAUUCCUCCGUCCAAGCUUUAUUUUUCUUUUAAUGUCUCGUUCACAUUUAGUUGGAGGUCAGGAUAAGAUGAAAUCAUGGCUAUACAGUACUGUGCAAAAGUCUUAGGCACUCAAUUUUUUUUUUAGUACAAACUUUAUUUUCUGACUUCUACAUUAUUAAUUCUAAAAACAUUUUAGAUUUCCCAAACAUUAGUUUUCCAGCACAAAAUGAAAUGUUACAGAAAAAUGUUUGUAUGUCAGUAAAGAAUGCAGCAGAUUCCAUAAGAGACACUUUUCAGAUAAAAACAUAAUGAAGGCUGCUGGGUUUCGCUGCAGAAAUAAGAAGCGAGUCGACAGUCAAAGUCUCCAGAAGAACUGUGGCUGCUUCUGCAAGAUGCUCAGUAACACUUCCAGCUCAUUUCCUUAUAAAACUGCACACACUGCACCUCAGAUACUGUUUUUUUUUUAAAGUGAAGGAUCGUCACACCAAAUAUUGACUUUGUUUCAUUUAUUACUGUUUUCUGCUCUUUAUAGUAUUUUUUUAAUGUAGAAACAUUUAAUUUCAUUAUUUUUGAAGGAAUCUUUGCUCUGCAGCAUUUCUUUGCAUGUGCCUAAGACUUUUGCACGGUACGUCAUACUCUUUAGGAAUUAAAGUUGAACUGCUGCGAGGAAUCAAUUUGAGUCAUUUGGAUUUGUCGCGUUAUGAUUUAAUUCAAAACUAAUUUGAGAAAAUCUUAAUUCAAAUAGGCUUGUUGCUGAAAUUGCGGCUCUGUGUCAAGCACGUGUAUGAAAUUAACAGCCGCAUGUCGCUUCGUGUCUUGCUAGUGUGAACGUAGGGUUAGAGUCUGAGCACACAGAGAGCGUGAGAGAAAGUUCAGCAAUGUGAGGAUGAUUGGAGGUGUUCCAGCGAUACGAAUACUGGAAUAUUUAGUAGUUCCUGGACAGCAGAGUGCAAAAGUCUGAGUGCAAAAUCUUUACCCAAACAUUCUGUUCAUGCAUUAUUUCCACAAGAUCUGAAAGGACACGACUGUGUCAAAUACAAGCGUUGUUAAGUAUCUGAUGUGACUAGUUUUCGCUAACUAGCUAGUUUUACAGUUGAAUCACAUCAAGAUAUGACUUUUUCCCCCUAGUUUUACUGCGAGACAUUUCCGAAUGUUGGUUAACUAGGUAAAGAGCUUCGUUUAAGGAUAUCCUCAAACAAAUGACAGCUUCUUUAAUGUUAGCUAGCUAGUUCCUAACAUUUACUAGAUAGCUAUCUAUCUAUAUAUUAGCAUAUCUUCUAACAAAUGGGAUUUUAUCUAAAGUUAGCUAGCCAGGUUUCCUGUGAGAGAUUUCGUAACGUUUACUAACUAGCUAGCUAUCUAUGUAUUAGCAUAUCUUUUUACAAAUACACUUUUCAAAUACAAUGGGAUUUUCUCUAUGGUUAGCUAGCUAGUUUGCUGUGGGACAUUUCCUAACUUCUGUUAGCUAGCUAGCUUAUCUUUAUAUUAGUGUACCUUUUAACAAAUGGGAUUUUCUCUAAAGUUCGCUAGCUAGUUAUGCUGUUGGACAUUAACUAAUGUUCGGUAACUAGCAUGCUAUCUUUGGAUUAGGAUAUCCUCUAAGAAAUGGGAUUUUUCUGGAACAUUAGCUAGCUAGUCCUUUCUGUGGAACAUUUUCUAAUGUGAGCUAGCUAUCUAUCUUUGUAUGAAGGUAUCUUCUAACAAAUACACAUUUCUCUGAUGUUAGCUAAUGGUACAUUUCUUAACAUUUGUUAGAUAGCUAGCUAUCUAUGUAUUAGCAUAUCCUCUAACAAAUGGGAUUUUUUCUAAUUUUGUGAAAUAGUUUUGCUGUGAGACAUUUCCUAAAUUUUAGUAACUAGCUAGCUAUCUUUUUGUUAGGAUAUUCUCUAAGAAACUAAAUUUUCCCUAACAUUAGCUAGCUAGUUUGCUGUGGGACAUUUUCUAAUGUGAGCUAGCUAGCUUAUCUUGAAAUGGGAUGUUAUCUGAUGUUAUGUAGAUAUCUAGAUCUUUCUGUUAUUUAGUUUUUUCCCUGUUUUUUUUUAUCUUAGCUAGCUAACUUUUUAUGGGCAUAUCCCAAGAAAGGGGAUUUACUCUAAUGUUAGCUAGCUAGUUUAGCUAUGAAACAAUUUUAGUGUUAGUUAAUUUAUAGAUUUAUAUAUAGGAUUUUUUCUCAGGGUAGCUAGCUAGUUUGGCUGUAAGAUGUUAAUUGCUAACAUCAGCUAGCUUUGUGUGGGGAUAUCCUCAGAUUUAUCCAUUAAAUAUGUUUCUUUCUUUUUUUUUUUUUUUAGGAUUUUUGGUUUUGUUUCUUUUUUGAUGUUGCAUAUUAGCUAGCCAACAUUUUUAAAAAUGUUUUCUAGCUUUUAAUUGCUGGGGAAUUUUUAAUGUUACCUCGCUAGCUUUGUAUGGGAAUAUCCUCUCACGAAAGUGUUUUCCCCUACUGUUAGCUAGCUUCUGAAGCCCUAACUAGCUUCUCAUAGGUUUUCCGCUUUCAAAGAUGUAAUAUUGCUAAUACUGUGGGAUAUAUUAGGUGUUACUUAGCUGUAUUGCACUCAGACGUUUGGACUCGACUGUACGAGGAAAUAAAAAUGACUUAUGAAAGGGUAUUUUAUCCAGCGAGAAACCUGGAGGUCAACUUGAGCUCGGUAUAGAUUUGUUUUUAUAACAUAUUACACCAUAUUUUCACAAACUGUAGCUAAUGUCAGGGUAAUAGAAUACGAUUUAUGGCUAGAGCAUGCUAAAUGGAGCACCAUGGGUUAAUUAGCUUUUCUGGAAGUAACUGUGAGGUUCAUUAGUGCACAUGUAAGAAGUGCAUUCACUUUAUGAUAAGUGUGUGUGUGUUAUGGAACUAAUAGGGCUAGCGGUGAUUUUUAUUCUUUUUUUUUUUCUGUCAGUUUUAGCAAAGACCAAAAUAUGGCUAAUGCUAAAUCUGAUUUUGUUGUUUGCUGUUGAUUCUGGUGUCUUCACCUGCCUUCACUAUUUUUACACCGUAGCCGUCUGUCCUGAGAUUUUCGUCCGUGGUUACAGCUUUUCUUUUCUUCCAAUUGCAAAGUGCACUAAAACUGUUUUCUAAAAGUGAAAUGAUUAGAAGUAGACAUGGGCCAGUGUAAAAAUUUUCCCCAAAUAAUACCUGCUUAACUUUUAAAUUACAGUUCAUGAUAUUGAAAUUUAAAAAGUAAAAACACUACAGUAAGUUAUUCCUUAAUCAGUGGCUUUUAAGUUAUAUAUAUAUUUUAAAGAUUAAUGGAGUGAACAGAAGAUAUUAUCUCACCUGGUGAUAAAAUAAAUGGCUCGCUGGAUGGAAGCUGGUUAACCACUACUCACUACUCUGCACUCAGCACUCAGUACUCAGUACUCACUCAGUACUCACUACUCACUCAGUACUCACUACUCUGCACUCAGCACUCAGUACUCGGUACUCACUCAGUACUCACUACUCUGCACUCAGCACUCAGUACUCACUACUUAGCACUCAGUACUCACUCAGUACUCACUACUUAGCACUCAGUACUCAGUACUCACUACUUAGCACUCACUACUUAGCACUCAAUACUCACUCAGUACUCACUACUUAGCACUCAGUACUCACUACUCAGCGCUUAGUACUCACUACUUAGCACUCAAUACUCACUCAGCACUCACUACUCAGCACUCAGCACUCACUCAGUACUCAGCUUGAAGGUCUUGUUGAAAAAAGUUUAAUUUUCAAUCAUUUUUAAAAUGAGAAAAAUAAUAAACUGUUAAGGAAUGUUAGCUAUGAGACAGUUAUCUCCGUGUUACUCAGUUGGAGCGAGUAGUACGCCAUUACUACAUUUAUUUAUUUAUUUUCUUAUAAACGAUCAUUGGACUCUU
Messenger RNA from Pangasianodon hypophthalmus (striped catfish), 5455 nucleotides. RefSeq names its product transmembrane protein 47 (gene tmem47). Lineage: Eukaryota; Metazoa; Chordata; Actinopteri; Siluriformes; Pangasiidae. Gene Ontology annotation, cellular component: cell-cell junction. The coding region runs from base 348 to 905 and encodes 185 amino acids. The transcript is spliced from 3 exons. The record is from RefSeq and is a predicted model, not a curated record. Gene Ontology annotation, biological process: cell-cell adhesion.